AUAGAAUCCGCGAACAACGUUAUCGAAAGCAACUUAUAAAUUUUGACGUUUUCUGACAAAUGACAGACACAUGUUUUUUCUAUCUUUUGGAUCUUUUGAGAGAAUAUUACAUUAUUUUUAUAUAUCAUGUUUUUUACGUAUUGCAAAAUACAAACACACACUUUUAUUUAUAAUGUUUGGAAAUAGUUCAUAUUGAAGUUACCAUCAUUGUUAUGGAGUAUUCAUAUUUUUAAACCGGUCUCAGUAUGUCUGAUACAGAAGAAAACAUAGACGAAAAACCGUUUGUAAUUGAAAGAGCAAAGCAAGGACGUGCAGUAUGUAAAAAAUGUAAGCAAAAAUGUUUACAAGGAGAAUGGCGUUUGGCUAAAUUAGUAAGCAAUCCUUUUGGAGCUGGGAAAAUGAAAGCAUGGCAUCACAUAAACUGUUUAUUUGAAGUAUUCUUAAAACAACGAAAAACAACUAAGAGAAUUGAAGGUCCAGAAGAUAUAGAUGGUUGGGAUAUUUUGGAUAAAGAUAUACAAAAAGAUAUUUGUAGAUUAAUUGAAGAAUGUGACAAAUUUCAUGGCAAGCCAUCAAAUUCACCUAAAAAACAGCAAAAGUACCGAAAUAUUCCCAAACAAGAAGAAGUUGUAGAUUGUGUAAAAGAUUCAGUGAGUGUUAGUCCAAGUAAGCAUAGUAAAAAUAAAACACAGUCAUUCAAAGAAUUCAGAAAAUUGAUAGCUGAGAUUAGUAACACUGACAGUUAUCUUGAUAAAACAAAUUGUGUUAAAUUAACAUUUGAUAAAAAUUUCCAAAAGGAAGAUAUAAUUCUUUGGUGUAGAUUAUUGCUACCGGGAGUAGUUAAGAGGGUUUAUAAUUUACAAAGUAAACAGCUGGUUAAAUUAUUUAGCAGAUUAUUCAUAGCCGAUCAAACUGAAAUGUUGGAACACUUAGAACAAGGCGACAUAGGAGAAACAAUUCAAACUUUUUUUGAAAAAAGUAUUAAACUACAACCAGCAAAGAAGAGUUUGUUAACUGUAACUGAGGUGGACGUUUUUCUGAAUAAACUAUCUGUUCUCACUCGCGAAGAAGAUCAAAUUGAUUUGUUCAAAUGUUUUAUACCAAAAUGUACAUCUAAUGACUUGAAAAUUGUAAUCAGACUGAUUAAAGGGGAUUUGAGGAUGGGGGCUGGUGCAAAACACAUUUUGGAUGCCAUAGAUAGUGAUGCUUAUGAAUCUUAUCAGACUUCCAGGGAUUUAGCCUUGGUAAUCAAUAAAUGUUUAAUAAAAAAUACCAAUAGUAAGAAGGGGAACACAGCAGAUGUCUUGAUUAUGACUCCUGUUUUACCAAUGCUAGCAGAAGCUUGCAAAUCUGUAGAUUAUGCCAUUAAAAAGUGUCCACAUGGUAUGUAUUCGGAAAUUAAAUAUGAUGGAGAAAGAGUGCAGGUACAUAAACGUGGAUCUGAAUAUAAAUAUUUCUCUCGCGCUCUAAAACCAGUAUUACCUCAUAAAAUAGCACAUUUUAAGGAUUAUAUACCGAAAGCAUUUCCUAAUGCAAAUGAUUUAAUUUUGGACAGUGAGAUUCUAAUGAUGGAUACAGUGAAUGGAAAGCCUCUACCAUUCGGUACUUUGGGAGUUCAUAAAAAAACUGAAUUCAAAGAUGCUACUGUAUGUCUAUUUGUUUUUGACUGCAUAUAUUUCAAUGGAGAAAGUUUGAUUAACAAACCUCUUAAUGUAAGGAAAAAAAUUUUGCAUGAAAAUAUGUUGGAGAUACCUAACCAUAUAAUGUUUUCGGAAAUGCAAGAAAUUCACAAGAAAAAUGAUUUAGCCAAAAUGAUAGCAAAAGUAUUGAAAUUAGGCUUGGAAGGUUUAGUACUGAAAGAUACUGAAAGUAUAUAUGAACCAGGAAAGCGUCAUUGGUUAAAAGUUAAAAAGGACUAUUUAUUUGAUGGCAAGAUGGCAGAUAGUGCAGAUCUGAUAGUCUUAGGUGCUUGGUAUGGUACUGGUAAAAAGGGAGGCAUGAUGUCAGUUUUUCUUAUGGGUUGCUACCACCCAGAAAAAAAAAAUUUUUGUACAGUCACAAAAGUUCACACGGGACAUGAUGACAAAACUUUAGAACAACUUCAAACUGAAUUAGAUAUGAUUAAAAUUAGUCAAGAUCCUAAUAAAGUUCCAAGAUGGUUGAAAUGCACAAAAACUAUGAUUCCGGACUUUGUAGCCAAGGAUCCUAAAAAACAACCAGUUUGGGAAAUAACGGGAGCAGAAUUCACCCAGCACGACGUACACACAGCUAAUGGUAUAUCUAUUCGUUUUCCCAGAGUUACUAGAAUACGUAAUGAUAAAAAUUGGGAGACUGCUACCAACAUUCACGAGUUACAAACAUUGUAUACAACUUCAAAGGAAAAUCUGGAUAUCAGUUUACUUGUUAAUGAUAUGGAUAACUCCCAGAGUCAAAGUGACAAGCAGAAUAUAAUUAAUAAACCAAAGAAGAGAAAAAACUUGGAUGACUGUAUUAAUAAUUCUAGCAGUUCAUCAUCACCCAAAAAGAAACGGAAGAUUUUAGAAAGUGAAAAUGAAGAGACAAGUAGCAGCUUAGCUACAAGUACCUCGAAUAGUUUCACUAAUGAAAUCAAAAGCAUAUUUUCAGGUGUAAAAGCUCUUUUGGAAGAUGAACUCAAAAAGGACAAUCAUGCAAAUGUUAUAAAAAAUUUUAUUGAUUAUGGAGGCGAACUUCUGCUAGACGAAGAACAGGAAGAAGCAACACACGUUUUUCAUUACUACAAUAUAAUUCGUGAGCCUAUUAUCAAAUGUCCCGUUAUUGCUAGACACGUUUCUUACGAAUGGAUCAUGGACUCUAUAGAAGAAGGAGCAUUAAAAAAUCAUAUAAAUUAUACGGUACAAUGGAAUCCAGAUGACUGAAUUUUAAUUCUUUGUUUUAAAAAAACUUUAUUUAUAUUUUUUAAAGUUGGGCAAUUAAUUGCUAUUUUCGACAACCCAUAAUAAACUUUUGUAUUUUAUAAAA
Molecule: messenger RNA, 3000 nt
Organism: Diorhabda carinulata
Lineage: Eukaryota; Metazoa; Arthropoda; Insecta; Coleoptera; Chrysomelidae
Gene: DNAlig3
Product: DNA ligase 3
Exons: 2
Coding region: 246-2897 (883 amino acids)
Biological process (GO): lagging strand elongation; DNA biosynthetic process; double-strand break repair via alternative nonhomologous end joining
Cellular component (GO): DNA ligase III-XRCC1 complex
Molecular function (GO): DNA binding; ATP binding; zinc ion binding
Source: RefSeq, a predicted model, not a curated record